CUUAUGACAUUACAUACAGCAGUGAAAAAUGCGUAUUCUUGAUUAAUGUUCGACAUUGAAGCUCGCUCGCUCGGCUCCUCUUGCUUGUUGCAUACGCUCUCGUGGUACAAAUUAAGCAUUUAAAUGAGAUUGGAGACCGCAGUGGGAUGCUGAAGCACCUCUAACCGACCGGUGUGUCGUCAGAUGAUGCCGUUGUCGUAAAUUCACCAGCAUAUCCAGCCGCAAGUUGGUCGACAUACUGUCAUAUGGAAACAUAAAUUUCAACAUUUUCAACCGUGCACUCUGUUUUAUUUUUAUCUGUUUUGACAUAUUAAUAUUUUGGAUAUCUGAUGUGCGAACUUUCGGGUUACCGAAGCGGCGAAAGGAACAGGUGAUGCCAACGAUCUAGAAUUUUCGCAUGGUUCUUGCAGUUAAUGGACAUUAAGACCUUUUUGAAGUGAUAUACGGAAUCACGUUGGUUCGCUGGCCUCCCCAAUGCCGGACGAUCACUGCCCAGAUCGAACCACAACUUAUCUCUAUUUUCGGUAAGGGAUCCCUUCUGCAUUAUCCAUUCACGCAUCACAUCCAUCACCAUCACAAAUCUCUCGGGACCAGACGGACGUUCUACGGGAGAGAAUUUUAACACUUCCACAGAAGUACGUUCAGCUCGAUUGAAGCGUCUUUUUUCACCGAACCCUCUCUGUUCCCUCCUGUGCUUCAUCCAUCACCUGACGGUACCAAGCUGACAUCAGGCAGACAGUGUUCUAGAUGAUGGAUAACCCAGUAGAGACUGGUAUCCUCUCGGGCGAUCCCUUCUCACACCAGUACGAGGUGAACAGCAAUGAGAAGGUGUACUCGGAGGGCACCACUGGCAAGGUAGAGACCGGUGGUGAGAUGGAGAAGACUUCCGGAGACACCAGGGAUGCCGAUGGUGGCGGCGGUGGGAUUGUGGAGGAGGAUGGUUUCGGUGGCAUCGUUGUAAAGGAGGGUAAAGGUGGGACGGAUGCUGGGAAUGGCCUUGGUGAUGGAGAAGGACACAUCGGUGAUGGUCACGGAGAUGAUGAUGUAGUAAUGGCUGAUGUGGAUGCAGAGGAUGGCUAUGUAGGAGGAGCAGGAGAAGGAGCAGUAGGAGAUGUCCCUGAGGAAUGCAUUGGUAAUGGAGGCUUGGAUCAGGCUCAACCAGCUGUUCUAGAGAAUGAGAAACAGAAUGGUAGACGAAGUGGUGAGUUGUUUUGUUUUCUAUUUAUACAAGUUGGGAUAUUUCCUUUCGAAUAAAUGGGAAUAGCAUUUACUAAAUCAAGUUGGAUC
Lytechinus variegatus (green sea urchin) is the source of this 1287-nucleotide messenger RNA. RefSeq lists its product as uncharacterized. Bases 748 to 1254 code for a protein of 168 amino acids. The transcript has 2 exons. Lineage: Eukaryota; Metazoa; Echinodermata; Echinoidea; Temnopleuroida; Toxopneustidae. The record is from RefSeq and is a predicted model, not a curated record.